AUGGCAACCGUUUCAGCUCCCACCCCCAAGCUGGAUCGCUAUAUUGUCAUUCAUGUCGCGACCACCUGCGAUGAACAUGGCGUCUACGUCACCAAGGACUCGGCAGAGGUGAUCGAAUUGGGGUGGAUUUUGUUGGAUGCCAAAACCUGCGAGGAGUUGCACCGUGAAAGUGUGCUCGUCAAGCCCGUCAACACCCCCAUCACGCCGCUUUGCAGUACUUUCCGCGAUGCCAUCGCCCGUUUCGACGAAUUCGCCAAGGAACACCUUAUCAGCAAGAACUUGGAGUUUGCUUUCGUGACGUUGGAUUCGUGGGACCUUCGUGUACAACUCCCUCGUGAAGCCCGAGACAAGGCCGUCGUUCUUCCCGCAUAUCUCCAGCAUUCCCGGACCUUCGAUCUGCGAACCGACUCCCUUUCCAACAUCUGUGCCGCCCUCGAAGUCGAACCCGUUCAAACCUCUGCCCCCAUCAAACACAACCUCCCCUUCCAUCUGCAGGCGCUGGCUCCCGCAUCGCCACGACGGGCCAUGGAGGAAGCCAUUACGCUGGCCCGCGUCCUCCGCGGCUUGAUUCGCAAGUCUCAACCCCCGCAUGAGCACCCCGAGAUUUUGACCCGCCCCAUGGAUGCGAGAGCCGACGUUCGUGCCUUCCUGGCCGAGCGGAGCAAGGUGCUGCAUUUGAGCGGUCUGCCCCACGAUACGACCCAGUCCGAGCUCGAAAGCUGGUUUACACAGUUCGGCGGCCGUCCGAUCGCCUUCUGGACCCUUCGGACUCCGGAUCAGCACAAGCCUACCGGCACUGGCUUUGCGGUCUUCUCAUCUCACGAAGAGGCUGCAGAAAGUCUCUGCAUGAAUGGUCGUG
This is a messenger RNA of Aspergillus bombycis, 859 nucleotides long. Its product is annotated as RNA binding protein (Arp). Lineage: Eukaryota; Fungi; Ascomycota; Eurotiomycetes; Eurotiales; Aspergillaceae. The transcript is spliced from 5 exons. The annotation marks the transcript as partial. The record is from RefSeq and is a predicted model, not a curated record. Gene Ontology annotation, biological process: exonucleolytic trimming to generate mature 3'-end of 5.8S rRNA from tricistronic rRNA transcript (SSU-rRNA, 5.8S rRNA, LSU-rRNA). Gene Ontology annotation, molecular function: 3'-5'-RNA exonuclease activity; RNA binding.